AUGCCUUGGACCAGAAAUACCUGCUACGCCACCGGAGUCCCCCGCCGGCCUGCGCCGUCGCCGGCCCUACCACUGCCUCCCGUUCGUAGUGGAAACCGAUGCAUGCGACGACAGUUGAGGGCACAUCACGUCGAGCUCAUUGUGGGUACGUGGCGGGAGGCGGUGGUGGGGCCGGCGACGGUGCAGGCCGACGGGGGCUCCGGUGGGGUAGCAACAGCUGGCGCGGUGCGGCGGUCUUCGCCCCGCGGGGAGAAGUUGAUAUCACGGUGCGGAGGUCUCGCGAGCUGUGCUGGGAAAAAGAAUGAUGCAUGUGCCGCGGCCCACUGGCUGCCGCGGCGCGGGGCGUAUUUUCUGACCUUCUGUCCAAGACGUGUCGUAAGCACGACACGAUGCGGCGGCGGCGGUUGGAAGAUGGAUGCUCAAUUGGCGGCCAUUUUGGGGGCGGACCCGGCGCCGUUCGAGACUCUCAUCUCCCACUUGAUGUCAUCGGCCAACGAACAGCGAUCCCAGGCCGAGUCAAUCUUCAAUCUGAUCAAGCAGAACGAUCCCAAUUCGCUCGCCCUCAAACUCGCCCAACUUAUCUCAUCAUCUGUGCACCCUGAGGCUCGUGCCAUGGCCACCAUCCUUCUCCGGAAGCAGCUUACUCGGGACGACUCCUACAUCUGGCCACAACUCACCGAGUCGACUCGUUCCUCCAUUAAGAGUACCUUGCUGUCCGCAAUCCAGAACGAGGAGUCCAAAUCUAUAAUAAAAAAACUCUGCGACACCAUCUCCGAGCUCGCUUCCUCGUUGUUACCCGAAAAUCAGUGGCCUGAACUUUUGCCCUUCAUGUUUCAGUGUGUGACUUCCAGUUCGCCGAAAUUGCAGGAGUCUGCCUUCUUGAUAUUCUCCCAAUUAGCCCAAUUUAUUGGAGAAAUAUUGCUCCCAUACAUAACCGAUUUACACACUGUGUUUCUGAACGUGCUGAAUAGCUCUCCCAAUCCGGAUGUAAAGAUAGCAGCGCUGAGUGCCGUUAUCAAUUUUAUCCAGUGUUUGUCAAGCUCGAAUGACCGCGAUAGGUUCCAGGAUUUGCUGCCUUCAAUGAUGAGGACGUUGACCGAGGCACUGAAUUCGGGACAGGAGGCUACUGCACAGGAGGCUUUAGAAUUACUGAUCGAAUUGGCUGGCACAGAACCUAGGUUCCUGCGGAGGCAGAUUGUGGAUGUUGUUGGGUCCAUGCUGCAGAUAGCAGAGGCCGAGAGCCUGGAGGAGGGCACAAGGCAUUUGGCAAUUGAGUUUGUAAUUACAUUAGCUGAAGCACGGGAAAGAGCGCCUGGAAUGAUGCGCAAGUUGCCACAGUUCAUUAGCAGGCUUUUUGCGAAUUUGUUGAAGAUGCUUUUGGAUGUGGAGGACGAUCCCGCCUGGCACAGUGCAGAGGCUAAGGACGAGGAUGCUGGGGAGACCGGUAAUUACAGUGUGGGGCAGGAGUGUUUGGACAGGCUCGCAAUGGCUCUUGGUGGGAAUACAAUUGUUCCUGUGGCAUCUGAGCAGCUUGCUGCUUUUUUGUCGGCUCCUGAGUGGCAGAAGCAUCACGCUGCCCUUAUUGCCCUUGCACAAAUAGCGGAAGGUUGUUCUAAGGUAAUGAUUAAAAAUUUGGAGCAUGUCGUGAACAUGGUUUUGAACUCCUUUCAACAUCCUCAUCAACGUGUGAGAUGGUCAGCUAUUAAUGCAAUUGGUCAGCUAUCGACCGACUUGGGUCCAGAAUUGCAAGUUCAGUACCAUCAACGUGUGCUGCCGGCUCUUGUUGCAGCUAUGGAUGAUUUCCAGAAUCCUCGAGUUCAGGCACAUGCAGCUUCGGCAAUCCUUAACUUCAGUGAGAACUGUACUCCAGAAAUUUUGACUCCUUACUUAGAUGGGACAGUGCAGAAGCUGCUUGUACUUCUACAGAACUCCAAACAAAUGGUGCAAGAGGGUGCCUUAACUGCUUUAGCUUCAGUUGCUGAUUCAUCGCAGGAACACUUCCAAAAAUACUAUGACGCUGUCAUGCCUUAUCUGAAAGCAAUCUUGGUUAAUGCGACAGACAAGUCUAACCGCAUGCUUCGCGCGAAAGCUAUGGAAUGCAUCAGCCUAGUUGGUAUGGCAGUUGGGAAGGAGAAAUUCAAGAAUGAUGCUAAGCAGGUGAUGGAAGUGCUUAUGUCAUUGCAAGGAUCACAAAUGGAGACCGACGAUCCAACUACCAGUUACAUGCUACAGGCCUGGGCUCGACUUUGCAAAUGUUUAGGGCAGGAUUUUCUUCCUUACAUGAGCGUAGUUAUGCCUCCUUUGCUUCAGUCUGCUCAGCUAAAGCCUGAUGUCAUCAUUACAUCUGCUGAUUCAGAUGAUGAAAUUGAUGAGUCAGAUGAUGAAAGCAUGGAGAUCAUAACCCUCGGCGAUAAAAGAAUUGGCAUUAAAACUAGUGUCCUAGAAGAAAAGGCCACUGCCUGCAAUAUGCUGUGUUGCUAUGCUGAUGAAUUAAAGGAAGGUUUUUUCCCAUGGAUUGAUCAGGUAGCCCCAAUACUGGUUCCACUUUUGAAGUUUUAUUUCCAUGAAGAAGUCAGGAAGGCUGCUGUUUCAGCAAUGCCUGAGCUUCUGCGUUCUGCAAAAUUGGCUGUGGAAAAGGGGAUUGCUCAGGGCUUUAAUGAGCAAUAUGUUAAGCAGUUGUGUGAUUACAUAGUUGUUCCUUUAGUUGAAGCUUUACAUAAGGAACCUGAUACAGAGAUAUGUGCAAAUAUGUUGGAUUCUUUGAAUGAAUGUGUGCAGAUUUGUGGACCGCUUUUAGACGAGAGUCAGGUCAGAAGAAUUGUGGAUGAGAUAAAGCAGGUGAUCACUGCUAGCUCAAGUAGGAAAAAGGAGAGGGCCGAAAGAGCCACAGUUGAAGAUUUCGAUGCUGAGGAGGGAGAACUGAUUAAAGAAGAAAAUGAGCAAGAGGAAGAAGUAUUUGACCAGAUUGGCGAAUUAUUGGGAACGCUAAUUAAAACAUUCAAGGGUUCGUUCUUGCCUUUCUUUGAUGAACUGACAUCAUAUCUGAUGCCUAUGUGGGGGAAGGAUAAGACAGCGGAAGAGAGAAGAAUUGCUAUUUGUAUAUUUGAUGAUGUAGCUGAACAAUGCCGUGAAGCAGCUCUGAAGUAUUAUGAUACGUAUCUUCCUUUCCUCUUUGAGGCUUGCAAUGAUGAAAAUCCAGAUGUCAGACAGGCUGCCGUGUAUGGACUUGGAGUAUGUGCAGAGUUUGGAGGCUCUAUAUUUAAACCACUUGUAGGAGAGGCUCUUUCAAGGCUUAAUGUGGUUAUCAAGAACCCAAAUGCUUUGCAGCCAGAAAAUGUGAUGGCAUAUGAUAAUGCUGUUUCUACUCUGGGAAAGAUUUGCCAAUUUCAUCGUGACAGCAUUGAUUCAGCUCAGGUAGUUGUUCCUGCCUGGCUGAGUUGCUUGCCAAUAAAGGGUGAUCUUAUCGAGGCAAAAGUUGUUCAUGACCUGCUUUGUUCAAUGGUAGAGAGGUCUGACGGUGAACUUUUGGGCCCCAAUAACCAGUAUCUCCCCAAAAUUGUUUCCGUGUUUGCUGAGGUUCUGUGUGCUGGUAAGGAUCUUGCCUCGGAUGAAACUGCUGGUCGAAUGGUUAAUUUGUUGAGACAGCUACAGCAGACGCUACCUCCUUCCACGCUGGCAUCCACGUGGUCGUCCUUGCAACCUCAGCAGCAGCUUGCUUUGCAGUCAAUUCUGUCAUCACAGGGCUGA
Molecule: messenger RNA, 3747 nt
Organism: Striga hermonthica
Lineage: Eukaryota; Viridiplantae; Streptophyta; Magnoliopsida; Lamiales; Orobanchaceae
Source: the annotation of a GenBank genome assembly